CUCUUCGUAAGCCGCAUGAACUCAGCUCUGUCUGGAGAACAGUACAAAGGCGGGUUUGUCUACGAUGGAGGCUACGGCCAAGUUUGACUUUGAAGCUAAAGCGGAGGAUGACCUGAGCUUCAAAAGAGGAGACUGCUUGAAAAUUCUGCAAACAUCUGGGAACUGGUACAGAGCAGAGCACAACGGAGCUAUGGGCUUUGUCCCAAAAAACUAUAUCGACAUUCACAUCCCCAGCUGGUAUCAGGAAAACACCAGUCGCACUGACGCCCAGGAGAUACUGAUGUCACAGCCCGUGGGGGCCUUUCUCAUACGAAGCAGCCGAAAACCAGCUCCAGGCGACUUCUCCAUCUCUGUCAGACAUCCAGCAGAUGUUCAGCACUUCAGGGUGAUGCGUGACAGCAGAGGGCAGUACUACCUGUGGUCAGAAAAGUUUCCCUCACUCAAUCAGCUGGUGGAAUACUAUAAAAAAAAAUCCAUCUCCAAACAGAGUCUACUAUUGCUCAAAGAGACGCAAAAAGAGGAAAGGGGAGACUCAAAUAAGCUUCUACCUCCUCAUCCUAUUUUUCCACGUUCUGACCGUGCGCCUUCUCCAGCACCACGACAGCGCAAAACCUCCCACACAACGCAGGUCAGAGCCCUUUACGAUUUCAAGGCAGAAGAGGCGGACGAGCUGGAGUUCAGUGCAGGGGAUAUCAUUGAGGUUUUGGAGGUCUCUGACCAGACCUGGUGGCAAGGUCAGCUAAGGGGCAAAAAAGGCCUUUUCCCCUCCAACUACACCAAACCCAUCUGAGAGGACGGCCCACAGGCAAACAUCUGUAAAACUACUGCAACUUUUUUAGUCAAACAUCUAAUGCUGGUUUUGUUUGUGUUUUUGAGAUUAAAUUUCAAACUUAGAGCAACUCAAAACUGCUAGCAGGAAAAGGCUCACCAAUACACCAAGCAUGCGAGAUUUUAAUUUUCAUCAUGUCAAGGAUAGCGUUCAUGUUUGUCAUUGACAAGACAUAAAAAGCCCAAGUCAAGAUAAAAACAUGUUUUUUUCUGUUUUUUAAUGAAAAAGUAUUUCAUGUAUCGAUCUGUCCUGCCCAGUGGUGAUGUCUAAUUCAGUGCUAUUUGGAAAAGUAUAUAAGUUUCAAUUGUAAGGUACCUAAUGCUAUUAUUUCUGAGAGAAAUCAUCCAUUUACAAAUGCAUUUUAC
This is a messenger RNA of Pundamilia nyererei, 1194 nucleotides long. It is a transcript of the gene grap2b, whose product is annotated as GRB2 related adaptor protein 2b. Gene Ontology annotation, molecular function: protein binding. The coding region runs from base 65 to 790 and encodes 241 amino acids. Lineage: Eukaryota; Metazoa; Chordata; Actinopteri; Cichliformes; Cichlidae. The record is from RefSeq and is a predicted model, not a curated record. The transcript is spliced from 7 exons.